AUGACUUGUUUCCCUUUUAGGAACAGUUUGAUAGAUGAUGCUAAGGCCCGCUUAAAAAAGUAUGACAUUGGGACCAAAUAUUCUCACUUGCCGCCUAGUAAAUAUUCCAUCCUUUUACUGUUGUUGGCUAAAGAAGGAAAACUCCAUCUGUUGUUCACCCUCCGGUCAGAGAAGCUGAGAAUGUCGCCGGGAGAAGUCUGCUUCCCUGGAGGGAAGCGCGAGCCCACGGAUGGGGAUGACGCCGCCACGGCCCUGAGGGAAGCGCAGGAGGAAGUGGGGCUGCGCCCGCAGCAGGUGGACGUGGUCUGCCGCCUGGUGCCCUAUCGGCUCAACAAAAAUACAUUUAUAGCACCAGUUGUAGGGUUUAUAGACCACGACUUCCAGGCCCAGCCUAAUCCUGAUGAAGUGAAGAAUGUGUUCCUGGUGCCUCUGGACUAUUUCCUGCACCCACACUCCUACCACCAGAGUCACCUGACAAAAUCUGGUCGUCAUCUUAUUAUUCACGCCUUUGAGUACACAAACCCUGAAGAUGGCGUGACUUACCACAUCAAAGGAAUAACUGCAAAAUUUGCCCUGUUCGUUGCCUUAAUCAUUUUGGAGGAAAACCCCACCUUUGAGGUUGAAUUUAAUCUCAACGACCUAAUAACAUCCUCUGAAGAAUCCUUCCUGAAGCUUUAUAAACAUGCAACAAGCAAGUUAUGAUUUAUGAGACCAACAUCCAAAUAACUACCUAAGCAGCUUUGUGUGUGCUUAUCCGCAGAACAACAAUACUGCCAGCUGGUGGAAUUUUACAGGUGCAAAUAUUUUUCCUGCAAUAUGAAGAUAAAAACCUUGCCUUAUUUCCAGUUGCUCUCUGUUAUCUGAAAGAGCCAAAGUCUUUCAAAAGUGAAAAAUACGUUUAUAGUAUUGCAUAAUUUCACCCACCGUAUAUUAGCACCAUUUUUCUUACACAUGUAAGAAAAUGUAUCUGGCACACAGUAGGCACUUAAUAAAUAUUAAUUGAAUAUAUGA
This is a messenger RNA of Miniopterus natalensis, 1011 nucleotides long. Lineage: Eukaryota; Metazoa; Chordata; Mammalia; Chiroptera; Miniopteridae. The record is from RefSeq and is a predicted model, not a curated record.